Messenger RNA from Plectropomus leopardus (leopard coralgrouper), 5550 nucleotides. RefSeq lists its product as uncharacterized. The record is from RefSeq and is a predicted model, not a curated record. NCBI's taxonomy places the organism in Eukaryota, Metazoa, Chordata, Actinopteri, Perciformes, Serranidae.
CUUAUCACAGCAGUGAUAUGGACUCUUCUCCCGGCGGGAAAGACAACACACUUUGGUCUGGCUAAUUUUUACGCGGGCUCAAGUUUUACGUCGACGUCUACACGCGAGAGUUUUUCUUCCCUCUCUGAGGUCGUGUUGGGCGGGGUGAAGUUUUGCUCAGGACGACUUGCUGCUCCUGUCCUGUCUGGAGAGAAAUCACACUAGUUUUGCAAACGGAGGCUGUAACUUCUAAACAUGGAGUCUUACAUCAACUUUGGAUGCCAGGUCUGCCUCACCCAACAUACCAGAGUGGGUGGUUUGAAGAAGCAUAUGAUAUCAACAAAUCAUCGAAAGAAAAUGGCAGACAUCUUCCAGAAAGGAACGUUCAAGGGUUAUGCAGCAGUGGGCAUCAGGCACGACCACAGCAGCAGCCAGUACGACAACCCACGAUCCAGAUGCUACCACGAUCCAUGGCAACCUCUAAGACAAGAAGGCACAAGACCUCCACGAGAGAAUCCAAGCUUCUUUCCCUCAAUUAUCAAGAUUGAUCCAGAUGCCACAGCCAAGCAUGACAUCUACCAACAACCAAUCAUAGGUGUGUCUCUGAUGACUUUAUGUUUCAGUCAAGACACAAGUAUAUAUUUUUACCUUUGCCAUGCCUGUGAAGAAAAACAUCCACCAGACAGGAUUGCAAACCACCUUGCUAGUAUUGACCAUUUCAGGAACUACUUUAGCUACAUAAACCCCAAUGUGGUGAACUUUGCCUGGAUCCCCAGCGUGGCUAGGAGAGCCAUGCUGACGCCUGAUGCCAAAAGUGACAUAAGAGAAAGGGAGCCCGCACGACUACAGUUGUUGGAUUUACCUGAAUAUCUGUUGAAGAGGUUCCAAACAAUUAGCUACUCUGAAGUGAUGCAGACUCUCAGUGAAAACGACAAGCUUCUCAAAGUACUUGAAGAUGUCAAGCCAAAGAGAACGAUGAUACAAACAUACCAAAAAGACAGCAACAGGAAGCAUCCACUUCUUGGAAUGCAGCACCUUAUUGAAUGCAUUCGUGUUGGGCCAGCUGAGAAAAGAUAUUAUCUCUGCACACUCUGUUGCCUAACUGUGGCCACCCACAUGAUCAUCGGACAUGUCCUGAGCUUUGACCACAUCUAUUGUUACUUGAGAGAGAAGCACCCGUCUACUUUGCUGUCAAGAGUAUCCUACCAGAAUUACAACUACUCCUUUGCCUCCACAAUGCUUGGAUUUGCAAAGCAGGCAGAGGAAAUUCAGAAUGCCGAAAACACUGAUAUGAAGCAAGUGAGCCUGGAGCCUGCCAGAUUCACAUCAGUGAAUUUCACAUGUUAUGCACAAGCUUUGAAGAAGCUGGAAUCCAUCAGAGAUGAAGACAAGGAGGGCAGCUUGAUUACAAUCAUCAAACCAGGGAACAGGCUGGUGCCCCGCACUGUAUCAGCAGCGUCAGCAGCGUCUGCAGCGUCUGCAGCGUCUGCAGCGUCUGUAGCAGCACCAGCUGCAGCACCAGCUGCAGCACCAGCAGCACCAGCAGCGUCUGUAGUGCCACCAGCACCAUCAGCACCAGCAGCACCAGCAGCACCAGCACCUGCAGCGUCUGUAGUGCCACCAGCAACAGCAACACCAGCAGCAACAGCAGUAACAGCAGUAGGGCAAGCAGCACCAGCAAAACCAGCAACACCAGCAGCGCCAGCAGCACCUGUAAGACCAACAGAACCACCAGGGCCAGCAGCACCUGUAGCGUUAUCAUACAAACUACGCUGUCAGAACUGCAGUAAGCACUUUAAGAGUAUACAUAUGUAUUGCAUACAUCUCUCCGGCUGGAAACACAAACAGAUGUUAAACAAAUGCUUUGGUGGAGGAUGGAAACCCAGUUUGGACUUUGGACACAAGUACCUCAAAGAGCGCUUAAUGCAAAAUAAACCACUUAUUGGUUUAUCCCUGGUUGUGAUGUGUGUCAGCAGUCAGGCUCAGGAGGAACCUAUUUGUGUGUGCUUUGCUUGUAAGGAUUGUUUCCCAGAUUCCUUUCUCAAGCAACACUUGGACUCCACAAAACAUCUCAUAAACACCUUGCUGCACCAGAAUCCCUGGCAGCUGCCUUUUGGGUGGGACGCACAUCUGGAUUUGAAAGUCUUGAGGUCAGCGGCGUGGGAAGAGGAGAAGAAAAGAGGACCAGAACAGAUGCUGCUGAAGGUGUUUGAUAUGCCAUACUGGGAGUUUCAGAAUAUCAUCUCAUUUGAAUACCCACAAGUGAUGGAGAGACUUCAUGAAUACCGCACAAUCUUGACAAGCGACGUUCCACCAAAUCAAAGAUUCACCAGAUUUCAUCAAAAUGAGAGAUUUCCUCUGCUCGGUUCAAAUUUUGUGGUCAUGUUCGAUGUGCAGCUCACACGGAAUGGGCCCACAGAAAUGGGAUUCCUGUGUAUGCUCUGUGAGAGGAGGCUGUCAGGCGAUGAAUGCUAUGCUCAUGUGUUCAGUCGGAAACAUGUUGUCAAAUUUCUGGUCAGUUUCCACUCUCCAGACUCGCUGAAUUCGAGCACAGAUGCAGAGACCUUAUUGGACUUGGCGAAACAGGCAUACAUUGGCCCGCCAUCACAUAUACAGGAAAUAAGGUUGGACAAGCCCAUCUGGGAGCCAUGCCACUUCAAAGAAGCAACAAAGAUCCUGGCAAGUGUGAAGAGGAGAUGUGGGAAAGGAAAUCUAAAACCCUUAAUAUAUCAUAAAAAGAAGCUAUUCCCUAGAAAAACCCAGAAAGAAUCCUGCAAGGACCAUGUGAGAGACGACAGUCAGAAAAACAGCGGGGUGAUGGACUGUUGUGGGAAAACAUGUCAAAAAUCUGACACUAAUGAGUCGACUCUAAAAAUGACUCCAGUAGAAGUUGGCGCUGAAGUCACCAAUACACACUGUGUAGAAGGCGGAGAAGACACAAAAAAGGGAGACAAUAAGGAGACUCUGGCACCAUGUGAAAAAGAUUCAGAGGAGAGAGAAGAGGUGUAUUCAAAAACUAGUUUAACAGACAUAAAGAAUGCAGGUAGGGAGACAUGCCAGGCAAUAAAGGAAGAGAAGACUGAAAGGCCCACAGAAAGAAAACCAGGUGGGGAGACCCUGGAAAGCUGCCAGAACAUAGUCAAAAAAGAUAAAACAGAGGAUGGAAAAGAGUUGAGCAACAGUAGCACAGAGGUACUGGCACAGUUUACACAGAAGAGGAAAGUCUCACAAGAGGAUACCUGUCCUGCUGAGGAUGGAAAGCAAGAAAUGGCCCUUAAAAGGCAGCGGGUCACCUCCAAAGAAGACACACUUCAGGAAGAAUCCAAAGACUUGGCAAGAUGCCGACAAAAGGAGUUGACCACCGCAGAGAAGGGAGAAAGUGGCAAACCAAGUCAUGAGACUGCAAACGACAAAGCGGCUUCUAACACAAACCAGCAACGAGAUCAGCUGUGGCAGUUUGUCAAGAGGGAAAACCAAGAGCCUAUUGUUGGCCUAAAUGCACUUUUUCAGUGCAGUUGUAAUGAGCGUGACCCAAUCUACCUCUGUGAGUGCUGCUCUCUGAAGAUCCCAGAGAAGAACAUCCUCAGCCAUGUGACCGGAGUCGACCAUCAGAGGAUGUAUUCGGUGGUUGUUGAUCUGGAUGAUGAGAUUUAUGAUAACAUCUCAAAACAAGACUUUAAAUCAGCAAUACAGACAGUGAAGGCCCUUCGGGAUCAGCAGGACGGUGGACUUGACCUCCCUUCAACCUCAAAUCCACCUGGCGUUCAACCUGAGGAUACCUCAGUCACCGUUGAUACUCAAUGUAUAGUUUGUUCUGCGCCGGACCACUAUCAGGUGGUGGAAAUGGAGAUUGAUGAUAAUCUAGAAGACUCUGAAGGACAGCCAUUCUCAGUAACUGCAGCCGUGUCUCUGAUGACUGAAACCACCUCCAGUACAACCAACCAACCUGCUGAGGUGUCUGAGUCAGCUGACAACACUGACACCUGCCUGACUGCUUCCAGAAGUAGUGACAACAAAGCUGAAAUCAUUUCAAACACAACUGUGGGACCAUUGAAAAUGGCAACCACUUCCAAGACAGUGGGGACGCCACAAACAGCAGCAGUUUCAUAUUCUACUGUAACCACCACAUCCACGACAGCAACCUCCAGUUAUACCACAGCCACCACAUUGAGAGAAACUGCUUACAAACGUACAGCAGCUUCCUCCGUUUGCACUCGUACAUUUACAGCAACUAGUCACCCCUCUAGUUCCACCAUCUCGAGUAUGACCUCAGCCACAACAUCUGCAACAUUGUCCAAACCACUGGCAAGCAGAACUGGAACUGCAGCCAAAGUUUCUGCGUCUGCAUAUAAAGCUGCCACCACCCCUAAUGCAGAUUUCACAGUACGGCGUGAACCCGUCCGCCCAACUGCAUCUGCCUCCAAAAAUUCUGAAGUUGCAUCCAAAACUGCAGUUGCACCUAUGGAGACAUCCGUAGCCACUGCUAAAAUGACUAAAUUGUCAGUAAAUUGUGGAAAUACUGGGGCCUCUGACAAGACUGCACAUAGGAAAAAUUCAGUGGGGUCAACUUGUGAUGUUGCACCAAAUGUUCACAAGAGUGAGGCUCCUGCAGCUCCUCACGUGACUGCCAGGUCUGAAAACAAGAAUCCGCACACAGAACCAUCACAUACUUCUGCAAGAAAGACAGACACAAGUAACACAAGCUUUCCUCGAGUUGGAUUGAGCCAGCUGAUUUCAGUGUCCUGUGAAGAAAGGCGGCAAACCUACUGUCAGCUGUGUUCAGUCAGGUUAUUAAAGUCCACGCACACAUCGGGAUUUAACCACGUGUCACGCUAUGUGAAUAUGAGGUACCCUGAAAUUGGCAAGUCACGCAAGGCAGUCAUGGAGAAAGCGAACUACUUGGCCGAGGCUGAGAAAGGCGUAAAAUUCAAGAGCCUGAAAGUGAAUAUUGAUGAGUACAGAGAGCUGGCUCGUCUUUCAGUGGAUCAAGUUUUUGUAAGACUGGAAGAAAUGUUCAAACAGAGAGCCUCGCAGGUCUCGUCACCCUCUGUAGACGUUUGGAGACAGCAAGUUCCCUCUAUCAGCCCAUGUGAAGUUUGGAGCCCCGAUGAUGGGAUACCACAGAAUGAAAGUCACUCUACUGAUAACCAAUCAGAGAAGGAGAAGAGACAAGAGCUUCAGACACAUUGGGUCCAGAUUCCAGAAAUUGAGUCCAGUUCAACAGAGAAAGAAACUCUCGCUAUAGAUCAGUCGGACAGAGCUCAGAGCGUGAAGAGUUCAGAGCCAGAAGCUGACAAUCGAAUCUCAGACCAGCUUCAUUCAUGUUCGAUCUUGAAGAAAAAUGAGCCCACUGUAAAUCUCAGAACUAAAGACGCAGGAAGAGCAGUUACAGGAAUCCACCACCUCUCUCGUCUCUACCUCCCAGCCGGCUGAAGUGGAGAAAUCUCAGGAUCAUGAUGUGCAACCUUCUGCCACUGACUUCGCAGGCAGAUUUACCCAAACCCCUUCAACAUGCCAAGAGACUCUCGAGAAAAGACAACAGCGGGAGAGCAGGGAUCCAAGGUUUAAGAA